Gavia stellata (red-throated loon) is the source of this 1200-nucleotide messenger RNA. Its product is annotated as acrosin-like. The record is from RefSeq and is a predicted model, not a curated record. The transcript has 4 exons. Gene Ontology annotation, biological process: proteolysis; acrosome reaction. Gene Ontology annotation, molecular function: serine-type endopeptidase activity. NCBI's taxonomy places the organism in Eukaryota, Metazoa, Chordata, Aves, Gaviiformes, Gaviidae. The coding region runs from base 11 to 955 and encodes 314 amino acids.
GCUCCGGCCCAUGGCUUCUCAGCACGGCGUGUCGCGCGUCGUGGGUGGCACAGAUGCCCAGCCAGGGGCCUGGCCCUGGAUCGUCAGCAUCCAGGAUCCCUGGAAAACAGGCACGGGGCAUACAUGCGGAGGGUCCCUCAUCAGCCCACAGUGGGUCCUCACAGCAGCCCACUGCUUCAUUGAGGCCAGGCACAUCACCAUGUGGCGCGUGGUGGUCGGGGCCACCCGGUUGACUCAGCUGGGCCCUGAGGCCCAAGUGCGCCAUAUCAAGCGGCUACUGGUUCACGAGCACUACAGUAACAUCACGCAGAGGAACGACAUCGCCCUGCUGGAACUGGACCAGCCUGUGCAGUGCAGCUACUCCAUCCAGCUUGCCUGUGUGCCCGACGCCUCGCUGAGAGUGUCAGAGCUGACAACCUGCUACGCCAGCGGCUGGGGUUCCACGACUGCAAGAUGUGAGUUCCCAAAAAGUACUCGUGUCCUGAGCGAGGCCAAGGUCCGCCUCAUUGAUGUCAACCUCUGUAACAGCAGCGGGUGGUACAGAGGGGCCAUCCACACCCACAACCUGUGUGCUGGCUACGCGCAGGGUGGCAUCGACACCUGCCAGGGCGACAGCGGUGGUCCUCUCGUCUGCAAAGAUAACAAUGCAGACUACUUCUGGCUCGUUGGAGUCACCAGCUGGGGGAAAGGCUGCGCGAGAGCAAGACGGCCCGGAGUCUACACCUCCACGCAGCACUUUUACGACUGGAUCCUGGCACAGAUGGGACUGCGCCCAGCAGUAUCGGCUACUCCAACGCCACAGCCAGGCUUCACCUCAAGCCCCUUUCAGAGGCCGAGACCCAUACCAACUCAGUUGGGCACGUUUACACCCUGCCCAUUUCCAGUCCAGAGGCUGGUGCAAUUCUUUACUCGGGUGCAGGAGCUCCUGCAGUUCCUAAGGGGGACAAAGGCCUGAGCAGCAGGAUGGACAGGAUCCAGUGCAGCCGGCAGCGUAGCACUGGUAACUUUGCAACAACAGUUACGGUAUAUUGCCUGUAAUUGCAGUAGUACCUCUUUCCAUGCAUGUACAUCACUGGAAAUGGGUUCAGUUCAACACAAAGCUGAAAAAGAGCUCAAAUAUAGCUGAUGACUGUAUUUUUGCGCACGUGUAACAAACAGACUCUGGGAAAAACCUGUAACUGUGGCUCUGUGGUUGAAAUG